GACGUGCUGAUCCAGCCUGCUGAUCCUCCUUCACCAUUCCUCUCGUCCGCUCCGCUGCCUGUUGAGUGCCAUAGGGGACUGCAACGAUGCCUGCGGAGCACGUCCCGUCGCUGCUGGAGCACUGAGGAAAGAGCAGCCGACAAGCGAUGGUGCCGGACCCGCGUCGCCCGCCGACCUUCCGACCCCACGCCUCACGCGUCGAACAUCUGUACCAUCAACAGCAACAUCACACGCAUUCGGGCAACGACUAUUCUACCUUUGCAGAAGAGAACACAUCGUCCCUCGACAAAGGCAAGCCGCCAGUCUCACGGCAGAUCUCAUUCCUAUCGGAGUACGCCCACGACGCGGAUGACGAGCGUUCAACCCCCUCGACCAGCUCCGAGCGGUCAUCCUUUGACACCACAAUGGGUCCCGGAGAGCCUGUCGACGCGCCCGAGCCUUCGUACCCCGGCGAAGAUACCAGGCCGACUUCUAACAAGGAGUUGCUGGGCUUCUACACGUAUUCGUUUGCCGCCGAAGUGUUCGUCGUCUGCGGUCUCGGCGCUUUCAUCCCUAUUACCCUAGAGGAUCUCGCGCGCGCUUCUUCAACCGCAGUGCUUGCGCAUGAUCACAGCAAGUCAUGCAAAGCUCAAGGUCUGGACAGACGGUCUUUGGUGGGCGCUACCAGUUCUCUAUUCGCUCGAGCAAGCAAUGACAAGGCUAAAGGCGCACAAUGCGUCUUCAAGAUCCUGGGAAUGGAGGUGAACACAGCUUCUUUUGCUAUGUACACCUUCUCUCUGUCAGUACUUCUCCAAGCAUUCCUCGUGGUCACCAUGUCUGGCGCAGCAGAUCACGGCAAAUAUCGAAAGUCUCUCAUGAUCUCGUUCGCGGUAAUCGGCGCAGUGGCGACCAUGCUUUUCUUGCCCGUCACCCCAGGAGUAUAUUUGUUAGGCAGCAUCUGGGCUAUUAUCGGGAAUGUCUGCUUUGGAGCUUCAUUUGUUCUGCUCAACUCGUUCUUGCCGCUGCUGGUCCGCUGGCAUCCUUCAGUGCGACCAACGAGCAGGAGGCAGAUAAAUGAGCAGGACUGGGCGCACGAGCGCGAGUACAGCGAAGACAACUACCAGAGACCGGCGGACUCGUCCGAGAUACUGGACUCCACUACAUCGCUGCUCCCAACAGAUGGACACACUGAGCCAUACCCGCCUUCACAAUCCACACCCUCGCCGCAAAUGCAGCUUUCCACGAAGGUCUCGUCCUACGGCAUUGGUAUUGGCUACCUUGCAGCUGUGAUCGUCCAGAUUCUUUCGGUGUUUCUGCUCGCUUCAAUGGGCGGCGACCUGUUCUCUCUCCGCUUGGUUCUGUUCAUGAUUGGCACCUGGUGGCUGUGCUUCACGAUUCCAGCCGCAUUCCUGAUGCGACCAAGACCAGGCCCACCCCUUUCUAAGGAAGCAGCAGGCCGGUCAUGGACAGGGUACAUCACCUAUUCCUGGAGGAAUCUCUACAAAACUAUGCUCCGAGCUCGGCGACUGAAAGACGUAUUGCUGUUCUUAGCUGCUUGGUUCAUGAUUUCUGACGCCAUCGCCACAGUAUCUGGUACCGCCAUCCUCUUCGCCAAAACCACGCUCGGCAUGGAGUCGACAGCCCUCGCUAUGAUAAAUGUCAUUGUUACCAUCUCUGGGAUUUUUGGCGCCUUCACCUGGUCAAAAGUAUCGCGCAUGAUGCAACUGAAACCGUCGCAGACCAUCCUCACCUGCAUCUGCCUCUUCGAAAUCAUUCCGCUGUACGGACUACUUGGUUACAUCCCAGCCAUCCAACGCUAUGGCUCUUUUGGACUCCAGCAACAGUGGGAAAUGUACCCGCUGGGAGCAGUCUAUGGUCUUGUCCUCGGCGGCCUGAGUUCUUACUGCCGAAGUCUCUAUGGCGAAUUGAUUCCGCCUGGGAGCGAAGCCGCGUUCUACGCACUCUACGCCAUUACUGACAAAGGUAGUAGUGUCUUUGGCCCUGCCAUAGUCGGCGCUAUUACUGAUGCUACUGGCGACAUCCGCCCUGCUUUCUGGUUCUUAGCAGUUCUCAUCGGUCUUCCGAUACCAUUAAUGUUCCUGGUCAAUGUGGAGCGUGGCAAGCAAGAAGGGGAGAAGCUGGCUCGCGAGACUCUUCCCGAAAUCGAUCCCAUGCUGUUUGAGUCGACAGCAGCGGAUUCGAGAAGUGUGGACGAGUAGGAGGGUCGGGUGCAUCGAUAGCCUGCGAGCGUGUAUCCUACAACAAAUUAAUGUUCUUACAACCA
Messenger RNA from Cercospora beticola, 2263 nucleotides. RefSeq lists its product as uncharacterized. Gene Ontology annotation, biological process: amino acid transmembrane export from vacuole. The record is from RefSeq and is a predicted model, not a curated record. Lineage: Eukaryota; Fungi; Ascomycota; Dothideomycetes; Mycosphaerellales; Mycosphaerellaceae.